AUGUCGUCGAGAGACUGUUAUGAUGAUCGUCAUCGAAGUUCUCCAAAAAGAGAAUCAUUACAUAAGAAGAGUUCACAGCAUAGUAAAAAAGCAUCGGUCUUGUGUUCCCAAUGCGGUGGAAAAGUAGACGAAAAUAGUCCUGAACAGACAGCAUUUAAACAGGCGCUUGAGAUCAAUUAUCCAUAUGCCAUGUCAAUUGAAGACUUUGUAUUUAAAACGAAAGAACUGUUGAUACCAUAUGGUUUUCUUCCCAAUGUGAAUACAAUGUGUCUUCUUAGUCUGUGUCGUGAUGAAAUAACAAGUCCGUUCAAAAGUGUUAUCGAGUCGAUAUACGGUGCAAGUUUCUCAUGUGGUUCGUUGGGUGGAAUGCUGCUUUGUGGGAGAACAGGUUUCGCCGCUGCGCAUCAUCAUGUACCGGCCGAUGGUGCCAAUCUCAUUUAUUAUUGUUUCACCCACAUAGGAAUCAACAGCAAAGGUCAAGUUGGGUCAGUGUUAAGAAGUAAGACAGCUAUGAAAGAAGAAUCAACUGCUUGCGGUGCUCUAGUCGCGUUCAACACUGAGUUAAAGAAGGGUCUUCUUUCACCAGUUCAGAUCGAUGAAGAUGAUCUUGAAAUGAGCAUGCUGAAAAAACAGAUAUUAAAAGCGGUUCCAACGUUAUCGACAAAUUCAACUCUGUGGGAUGUGACAAAUGCUGCAUAUUUAGCUAUAACAAUUGAGUUGGAGAAUCAUGUUAUUCAAGAUUCAAAACAUCAUAAUAAACGCCGCUAUGCUUUGUUUACCGGUAUCCAAAUACACGGUCCAAAAGGUCACGAUUUCGCAUGGAUUGGAAAAUCAAGUCUAAUUCACAAUGGAAUUUUAAAAAACUUUCCUCUUUCAUGA
Didymodactylos carnosus is the source of this 879-nucleotide messenger RNA. The record is from the annotation of a GenBank genome assembly. Lineage: Eukaryota; Metazoa; Rotifera; Eurotatoria; Philodinida; Philodinidae.